AUGACGCCGAUAGGCAGAGAUGGACAUUUUUCAUCUGAUGUAGUUGCGAGAGUGCUGCAACUGGACGCCUGGAACUACGUUGGUGGAACCUACGACAGCACAACAGGAGUGGCCUCCCUCUGGAGCAACGGGGAACUGGCACGUGAACAAUACAUCGGGGUUACUGAAGUUGCAAGUCAGCAUCCUGUCCGGGUGGCGGUGAGGGCCCAGGACGAAGAUGAUCCUCGGUACUUCGCGGGGCGUAUCGCCUGCCUGCAACUGUACAACUACGCCAUGACUCAAGAACAGAUUGUCGCAGCGCGCGAUGCUUGUAAAGAAUCGGUGUUUCCGACAGUCCCUGGUCAGUUGCUGACAACAACAACCUCAAGCGAUAUACAAACAGCCUACACCUGUGAGUGGGGCACCUUGCAUCUGUCGUGCGCGGAGGGUAAGACGCUCCUGAUCAUGGACGCCACCUUCGGCCGGGCGUCGCCCGAUCGGUACCCCGCCUGUGGAUGUUCCGUCUGUAGCACCAACUGCCGGGCAGCCAGCAGCCUGUCAGUGGUGAGGGGAGCCUGCCAGGGCCAACAGCAGUGCGCAGUGCGGGCCGAUUACUUCGUAUUCGGCGGAGACCCCUGCUUGGGUGUGCAGAAGUACCUGGAUACGUCAUACCGCUGUAUGACAGGUGUGUGGCUGGUAAGGGAUCCGUCAUGGGUUGUGGACUCCGCCGGCACACCGUGGGCCCCAGGCAACGGAGUGACGUAUGAUGCCGCAAAGGCCUUGGAUGGAGACACUGGGACCUACUGGAACCCCCAAGAGGUCUGGGCCAACUGUUACAUUGUACUGGACCUCACAGCGUCACAUACUAUCACUCGCGUCGCUGUAAACAACUACGGAGACACAAUCCAUGACAUUGCAGCCUUUACGCUGCAAAAGUCGCAGGUUGGGAGUCCGUACGACUGGGAGGGCGCCGUGACCGUUACUACCGUGCAGGGAGGGACGAGCCAGCGGCAGGAGUUCGGCGGGUUUGAGGGAACAGCUCGGUAUUGGAGGUUCCUAAUUACUGAGACCCACUCGGGCUGGCAGCCAUGGCUCAUAGAGCUAGACCUCUACGGACUAUUAGAAGGGUAGUCAGAUGGAGAACUGCAACCACUGUCCACAGCUUAAAUUCAAAUCAGUGGCAGACGGACGGAGUCUUCAACACGCAAUGGAGAAACACAUCUAUUGGUGUGAAUGUGUGUGUCAUGUUUCGACAAGAACUUUAUGUUCGCCGACGUUUCUUUGAUACCUUGUUUAUGGAUACAAAGUUAAGAUAACAAAUAAGUUUACAUGAUGGUUUGUUGGUUUUCAUAAUUUUCUCUCAUCACAAUAUAUGUUUUGCACAUGUUUUUGCACUUCUUCCCAUAUAUAAAUUUUGCUU
Branchiostoma floridae (Florida lancelet) is the source of this 1399-nucleotide messenger RNA. RefSeq lists its product as uncharacterized. Gene Ontology annotation, molecular function: carbohydrate binding. The transcript has 5 exons. Lineage: Eukaryota; Metazoa; Chordata; Leptocardii; Amphioxiformes; Branchiostomatidae. The record is from RefSeq and is a predicted model, not a curated record. The coding region runs from base 1 to 1110 and encodes 369 amino acids.